Molecule: messenger RNA, 2133 nt
Organism: Prunus persica (peach)
Lineage: Eukaryota; Viridiplantae; Streptophyta; Magnoliopsida; Rosales; Rosaceae
Product: wall-associated receptor kinase-like 1
Exons: 4
Coding region: 1-2133 (710 amino acids)
Biological process (GO): cell surface receptor signaling pathway; protein phosphorylation
Cellular component (GO): plasma membrane
Molecular function (GO): polysaccharide binding; protein serine/threonine kinase activity; ATP binding
Source: RefSeq, a predicted model, not a curated record
AUGACCAUCUUGUUGUUAUGGCGCAUAAGCACACAAUCAGCAGAACCAGAUCAAUUAGGGCCAAUAGCAAAGCCUAGUUGCGAAACGCAUUGCGGAGAUGUUAGCAUCCCGUACCCUUUUGGGAUUGGACCUAGCAGCAGCUGUUACAUGUACGAUUGGUUUGAAAUACACUGCGACAACUCUACCAGUCCUCACAAGCCUUUCUUGAGGGUUGCCAAGCUUGAGGUGCUGAACAUCUCUAUCGAAGGCACGCUUCUGGUUAAGAACCCUGUUACUUUCUUUUUCUACAGAAGAAAGACCCCCCUAGCACCGAAUUUGACGGGAAGCCCUUUCUUAUACUCUCAGAAAUACAACCGGUUCACAUCAGUGAGUUGUGGCUUCUUUGCCUUGGUAAGGUCAUACCGUGACGAGCGUGUUGUUGGCGGCUGCAUGUCAACUUGUGAUAAGAGUGCUGAAACUGCACACAACCAUGGAUGCAUAGGCAUUAACUGCUGCCAGACUACACUUCCCCAGUAUCUCAGCGUGAUUGAGACUCAGAUAAAAUCUGAAUCUGAAGAAAGUUCUACUAGCGGAAAUGACCGAAUGUUGACUCGUUACAACUAUGCAUUCCUUGUGGAGCAAGAUUGGUUUCGGAACAAUUUAUCGAAUUUUAGAGACGUCAAGGACAUGGACAGCGUUCCGGUUGUGCUUGAAUGGAGAUUGAGCUUGGAGAACAUGAAUAUAUAUAAUGUCACUUCUUCCACAUACAAUCGGUCGAGGCUUCAAUGUUUUUGUCCCCCUGGCUUUCAAGGUAGUCCCUAUCUUCUCCAACCUUGUCAAGAUAUAGAUGAAUGCAAGGGCCCUAAUAUGUGUCCGGCUCAUGGUCGUUCUCAUAUCGGCAUGUUGAAUUUUGGUGGACCUACUACAUGUGAGAAUUUUGCUGGGGGUCAUACAUGCUACUCAAAUACAACUGGUGUUGCAUGUGACUAUUAUGGUACAGGGUUUGUUUCGUGCUACUUAUAUGGCAAAAGGAGAUGGCUGCCUCUGACCUCUCGAAUCAAAACCAUCCUUCUAGGUCUUGGCAUGGGUCUUGGAUUGUUGUUACUAUUUCUUGGUGCAUGGUAUGGUGCAUGGCAUGUAUAUAAAGUCAUAAAGAAAAGGAAAGACUUCAAACGCAAGGAAAUAUUUUUCAAACGAAAUGGUGGUUUGCUGCUAGAAAAACAAUUAUCGUCAGGUGAACACAACGUUGAGAAAGUCAAGUUGUUCAAGUCGAAGGAGUUGGAGAAGUCCACUGACAAUUUUAACAUUAAUAGAAUUCUCGGCCAGGGAGCCCAAGGAACUGUUUACAAAGGCAUGUUGACAGAUGGAAGAAUCGUUGCUGUUAAAAAGUCUAAAAUAGUGGAUGAAGGCAAACUUUCUGAAUUUAUCAAUGAGGUUGUGAUUCUUUCACAAAUCAACCACAGGAAUGUGGUUAAAAUAUUGGGAUGUUGUUUGGAGACUGAAGUUCCUAUUUUGGUCUAUGAAUUCAUACCUAAUGGAACGCUUUCUCAGUAUAUCCAAGGGAAAAUUGAGGAAUGUUCACUUACAUGGAAAAUGCGCAUACGAAUUGCGACAGAAAUUGCAGGAGCUCUUUUCUACUUACAUGGUGCAGCCUCCUUUCCAAUUUUUCAUAGAGACAUCAAAUCUUCCAAUAUACUCUUAGACGAGAACUACAGAGCGAAAGUUGCUGAUUUUGGAACUUCACGAUCAAUUGCCACCGACCAAACUCACUUAACAACACUUGUAAAUGGCACGUUUGGUUACUUGGACCCGGAAUAUUUCCAAUCAAACCGAUUUACGGAGAAAAGUGAUGUGUAUAGCUUUGGAGUAGUCCUUGUUGAGCUCUUAACUGGACAAAAACCAAUUUUUGCAAUAGCAGGGUCACAAGAAGAAGACUACACAAGUCUUGCUACAUACUUCAUCACAUCAAUGCAAGAACAUCGUCUAUUUGACGUUGUUGAUGCUCGAGUUUUGAAGGAAGGAUCAGAAACAGAGAUCAGAAUAUUUGCUAACCUUGCAAGAAUGUGCCUAAAUUUGAAUGGGAGGAAUCGUCCUACAAUGAGAGAGGUUACAGCCGAGUUGGAGGCCCUCCAAAUCUCCCAAAAACACCUCUAA